CCAUUUCUCUCUCCUUUCAUCAGUGUCCGGAAAUCCCAAAUUCCCAAUAAUCUCCCCUGCCUGCGGACAAGCGUGCGCCUAAACCCUAGCUCGCCUCCCGAUGGCGCCGAAGAAGCGAAAAGCCGAUCCGGCCGAGUCCGCCGCCGCCGCGGAGCCAGCCGCCGGGAACCGCAGCCAGGAACCGGCGUCCUCCGAGAACAAGCCCCGCGGCACCAUCUACUUCCCCAUCACCGACGACCCGGAGCCCACCGCCUCCGCCGAGGAGGACGAGGACGAGGUCGCCAUCGACGAUGAGGGCGAGGCGGAGGACAUCGGGAAGCUCCUCGAGCCGCUGUCGCGGGAGCAGCUCGUGUCGCUACUCCGCACGGCCGCGGAGGCGAGCCCCGUCACGAUGGCGGCCGUGCGCCGCGCCGCGGAGGCCGACCCCGCGAGCAGGAAGCUCUUCGUCCACGGCCUCGGGUGGGGCGCCGGCGCCGACGACCUCCGUUCCGCCUUCUCACGCUUCGGCGAGCUCGAGGACUGCCGCGUCAUCUCCGACAAGCAGUCGGGCAGAUCCAAGGGCUACGGGUUCGUCCUCUUCCGCUCCCGCCGCGCUGCGCUCCGCGCCCUCCGCCGCCCCCAGCUCCAAAUCGGAGGUCGUCUUGCUUUCUGCCACCUCGCCGCCUCAGGUCCCGCACCCCCAGCCUCUCAGUCUCAGAACCCUACCUCCAACGCCAACACCAACACCAACACCAAUUCCAACUCCAACGCCGGUACCACCGGCAAUGCUUCUGGCUCCUCAUCCUCGCAACCCGAUAACAUGCCACGCAAGAUAUUUGUUGGUAAUGUGCAUGCUGAUGUGGACGUCGACCGCCUAUUUGAGUACUUCUCGCAGUUUGGUGAGAUUGAGGAGGGGCCCUUGGGCUUUGACAAGAACACUGGCAAACCUAAGGGAUUUGCAUUGUUUGUUUACAAGUCUGUGGAGAGUGCCCGCCGUGCAUUGGAGGACCCAGUGAAGAAUUUUGAUGGCAAGAUGCUGAAUGUGCAGAAAGCUAUAGAUGGGAGGACCAAGGGCUCAUCUGGGACAAAUGCAAAUGCUAAUUCUAAUGCCGCCACUGCCUCUGCGGCCGCAGCCGCACAAAUGACUGCUCCUGCCACUGCUGCCAUUAGCCCAUAUGAUGCAUCAGCAUAUGGUACUACUGCUGUUACUGAUUUGGGUUUUGCACAACAAGCUGCUAUGCUGGGAUUAGGUGCACAACAACAGGCAUUUGCGCAGCCCAAUGCAAUGCUUGCCAUGAUAGCGGCAAUGCAGAACCCAGCCGCGCUGGGGAUGACACCAGCCAUGCUUGCAGCUAUGAACCCGGCCUUUGCUGCUGCUGCACUGGGUGCUGGGGGGCAGCAGGCACACACAGCUGGUCUUACAGGUUUUGGAGCUCAGGGAUUUGGGACACAGGCAUUUGGAGCUGGAGGUGCCACUUUCCCAAAUGCAGUGGGUGUUCAAGCUGCUGCUGCUGCAUAUCAAGGAGCUGGAGCUCCCCCUGGUUAUCAAGGGCCACCUGGGUUUCAGGUUGGCCAAGCAACUACCCAGACUAGUACUGCAGCAGCUGCGGCCGCCGCCGCUAGUGCUGCUGGUUAUCAGGCUGGGGCUGCUGGGCAGGGCCAAGUGCCUGGUGCUCAGAUCGGGGGCACUGGUUUUCAGGGUGGAUACUGAAGGAACUAGUUUGGCAUCUGCGGGUCGUGGUUGGUUCAUGUGAUUUUCCAUUCGGAUGGCUUUUAAGUCUAUGUUGGUGCCAAAAUGUUGUGAAAGGGUUCCUGCUGUUGACUUUACCAGAUUUGACAGAUACCUUUGUGGCAGUAUUUGAAGGAGAAACUUUCUUGAAGAAUUAUGUCAUUUUUAUUGCCUACAAUGUAGUUUUGCUAUUGCGGAUUAAUUAUGUACUCUAUCAUCUGUAUUGGAUUUCAUGUACCGAAAUAUCUGUAUUUUGACAAUUUGGCUGUUAUCUGGUCUCGUCAGCAAUAUCAAAUGGUUUUUCUGGGCACUCGAAGACAUUUUAAUUGCAGUUACAGUUGUGGUGCUGUUUGGAUGUAUGGGUGGGUAUUGAUGGCUUUUGCCUUCAACUUGGAACUUGGAAGUUUCUGCUUUGAUGUUGGGUUCAGGGACUACAACAUUUAAGAUCUUAAAUAUCUUGCAGCUUUGUUGCCUUCCAAGUUUAUUUCUAAAUUUGCCCGGUGUUUAACAGUAGCUGUGUAGAUUGAUUGAAUCUAUUAUGUAUACCGUGCUUUAUAAAGUGAACUUGAGGGAUAGAGCCUAGCUUAUGGUAUUUCUGUUUGGUAUCUAGUGUUCAUAUACCUUGAGAAGUUCUCUGAGAUUGAAGCAUAACAGUUGGAGCUCUU
Panicum virgatum (switchgrass) is the source of this 2373-nucleotide messenger RNA. Its product is annotated as UBP1-associated protein 2B-like. Gene Ontology annotation, molecular function: RNA binding. Lineage: Eukaryota; Viridiplantae; Streptophyta; Magnoliopsida; Poales; Poaceae. The coding region runs from base 101 to 1690 and encodes 529 amino acids. The record is from RefSeq and is a predicted model, not a curated record. The transcript has 2 exons.